Molecule: messenger RNA, 723 nt
Organism: Lasiosphaeria miniovina
Lineage: Eukaryota; Fungi; Ascomycota; Sordariomycetes; Sordariales; Lasiosphaeriaceae
Exons: 1
Coding region: 215-586 (123 amino acids)
Source: RefSeq, a predicted model, not a curated record
UUUCGAAACAUCCAAGGAAGGUCUUGGAUAAAUUGUCCUGUAUUACCCUCUGACUUGGGCCCUAUUAAUCCUCAAGGCAUUGAUGACAAGUGUUCCUCCUAUAUAACUCAACUAUUGACUCGACAGUGGUAUAAGCAUGAGAAAUUUCUAUUCGUGUAUGCUAUGCUUUCUCCUCCCAUGCCGUCUUUGAGACGGCUGCAACAGGAAGCAGGACAUGUUUCUUGGGUGCUCGGUGUCUCCUCUCGUUGGGUUUCGAGCCUGCAAUGACUUGACUUGUCAGCAGAAUGGCCAGAGAGGUAUCCGCAUUGCCUGUCACCUCUCACGCUGGUUCCUGGACCGCAUGGUCGAGGUCAUAUGCAACUGGGGACCCAUUGACAGACAUCGUGUCAGCAUUCAUACGCCGCGCCUCGUGGCGCCUGACGCUGACGUAUUCGCUUUUGCAUCAAAAGGCAACGGGGAGGACCUGCGAAUGGUAUUUUCGAGAGCCGAGGCGCCGCCGUUUGACGUCAGCGCUGUGAAUGGCCGCUCCGCUCUCAACCUCGCCACGAUGGAGCAGGAACCUCGGACGUGUCAGUUCCUAAUCUAAGCCGGGGCUAACCCCCACGAGAAAGACCAAAUCGACCAGUCACCCGUCGAUCAAAUCUUGAAUAAAAUAGGUUACCUGACUGGUCAGGAAGGGGUCAGCUGAACGGAGCCUCUUUUUUUCUUGUUUUUUUGCCUCUG